Molecule: messenger RNA, 1131 nt
Organism: Rhinocladiella mackenziei CBS 650.93
Lineage: Eukaryota; Fungi; Ascomycota; Eurotiomycetes; Chaetothyriales; Herpotrichiellaceae
Exons: 1
Coding region: 1-1131 (376 amino acids)
Molecular function (GO): oxidoreductase activity
Source: RefSeq, a predicted model, not a curated record
AUGCCUCAGGGACAAUUCCCCUCCACAAUGAAAGCCCACGUGCUUGAGGCGUUCAACACACCCUAUGUCCUUCGCGACGUCCCAUUUCCUGUCAUCGAAGAUCCCAAUGAUAUCAUUAUCCGAGUUGAUGCAGCAUCCUACUGCCACACGGAUGCUGUUUUGGCCGGGGGCAAAAUGCACCCUCCGCCUCUCCCCCACAUUGGCUGCCACGAGUUUGCCGGCACGGUGGUGGCUCUUUCUGGGCCAUCGUCCAGCCGGAACUUGAAAGUGGGUGAUCGUGUCGCCGUUCCAGGUCGUGGUCACCACGUGUGCGGGAAAUGCCUGGAGUGUCGUAAUCCUUCGGGCCCUGUGCCCGACGAACCGGGAUACUCUGUUUACUGUCCCAAGGCCGGUGGUGGACUGGGGGUAGGUGACAAGCCAGGCGGGUUUCGAGAAUAUGCACUCGUCGACUCACGACAGGUGGCAUUGAUCCCCGACAGUCUGUCAGCCAUCGAGGUGGCGCCGCUGAUGUGUGCGGGACUCACGAUCUACGCGGCAUUGAGGAAGUGUGAGCUUCAGCGGGGACAACGAGUCGGGAUUAUGGGGUGUGGCGGUGGUUUGGGACACUUGGGGCUGCAGUUUGCGACGAAGAUGGGAUUGAAGACUACGGGGGUCGAUGUGGCGCCACGGGCGCUGGGGCUCGCGAAAGGAUUGCAGACUGGCGCGACGAUCGUCGAUGCGUCGAAAGAGAGCGCGGAAACCGUCAGACGCAGAAUGGGUGAAGAGGACAGACGGGAGAAUCUGUCAGAGAUGGGAUUAGACGCCGUGUUGAUCCUGCCAGAGAGCCAGCAGUCUUUCGACUACGGAAUGGCCUUGUUGAAGAGUGGCGGCCUCCUCGUCCUGGUGUCCUUUCCGCCUCAAGGAUUCCACGUCUCAGCAGACGACCUCGUCUUCCGUCGCAUUCGGGUCGUCGGUAGUUUGAUCGGUUCCAAUCAGGCGAUGAGAGAUAUGUUUGACUUUUGUGUCCAGAACGAUGUCAAGGCGAGGAUUAGGACUUAUCCAUUUUCGAAGCUGAAUGAUUUGGUCAAGGACUAUCAUUCCGGCGUGGUGGGUAAACUGGUGCUUGAUAUGUCCAUGAAAGAGGAAGGAUGA